Molecule: messenger RNA, 937 nt
Organism: Cladocopium goreaui
Lineage: Eukaryota; Dinophyceae; Suessiales; Symbiodiniaceae
Source: the annotation of a GenBank genome assembly
CCUGCGGGAACAUUCCAAGGCCUUAAGCAACUGCAGCAACUCAAUCUGGGGUACAGCAGGUUGACGACAAUUCCUGCGGGAGCAUUCCAAGGCCUUGAGCAAAUGCAGACACUCGAUCUGCCCUUUCCAGGACUAAAGAAGCUCCGAUGGCUGAGCUUAGGGUCGAACAAGUUGACGACAAUUCCUGCGAGAACAUUCCAAGGACUUGAGCAACUGCAGGAACUCUAUCUGGAGUACAACGAGUUGACGACAAUUCCUGCGGGGGCAUUCCAAGGCCUUGGUGAACUGUUUAAACUCGAUUUGCAUGGCAACCAGUUGACGAUAAUUCCUGCGGGCACAUUCCAAGGACUUGUUCAACUGCAGGAACUCGACCUCCGCGGGAACCCUUGGCAUUCUUGGAGCGUUUGCAUUAAUUCUUCCUCGCUGCCUCUGUUGUAUUAUUUGUCAGGCGUAAACUUUUGCUAACAUGUUUAGGGACGGAGCGCUUGAAAUGCAUCUGGCCCUUGCAACCGCAGUUUUGGAAGCGCCACAGCAAGUUCAGAAAAGAACUUUACGUCUGAGUUGCCACAGACAUAGCUUGCAGUUCCAUAUUUCACAUCAAAACCUAUCCACCUCGGUCAGCCGGCCUUGAUCAAGGACACCGGGUCACCUUGGUCUCGCCAACGCACAUGAUCCUCAACAUAUUUGAGGUCUAGGCGAUCCUACCAGGGAUGCGAGAUGAUGUGAGGGGGCGCAUCACUUUGGUAGCGGAUCACGUGACGGAGUUCUACGGUUGUUCCGGCUGCGCAGGAAGUGAUUUCCGAAAACCUGAUGGGUUUUUUGGCGCCUGUAAUUUCCUGCAGAAAAGUCUUCGCUGAUUUUCCUGCUGAUUUCAGGAAAUCUCCUGCAAUUUUUUUCCAGCAGCUUGGACUGUAACUAUCUUGGACUUGGAUUAUGG